This is a messenger RNA of Saccharomyces kudriavzevii IFO 1802, 1110 nucleotides long. It is a transcript of the gene RBG1, whose product is annotated as GTP-binding protein RBG1. NCBI's taxonomy places the organism in Eukaryota, Fungi, Ascomycota, Saccharomycetes, Saccharomycetales, Saccharomycetaceae. The coding region runs from base 1 to 1110 and encodes 369 amino acids. Gene Ontology annotation, biological process: cytoplasmic translation. Gene Ontology annotation, cellular component: cytoplasm. The record is from RefSeq and is a predicted model, not a curated record. The transcript has a single exon. Gene Ontology annotation, molecular function: GTPase activity; GTP binding.
AUGUCUACUACAGUUGAAAAAAUCAAAUCUAUUGAGGAUGAAAUGGCCCGUACCCAAAAGAACAAAGCCACGUCCUUCCAUUUGGGUCAGUUGAAGGCAAAGCUGGCCAAACUGAGAAGAGAACUGUUGACCAGUGCUGCAUCCGGUAGUGGUGGUGGUGCAGGUAUUGGGUUCGAUGUGGCUAGAACUGGUGUAGCUAGUGUGGGGUUUGUCGGGUUCCCGUCGGUGGGGAAAUCCACAUUAUUGUCCAAAUUAACUGGUACUGAAUCGGAGGUAGCAGAAUACGAGUUUACCACGUUGGUUACUGUUCCAGGUGUCAUCCGUUACAAGGGUGCCAAGAUUCAAAUGCUGGAUUUGCCCGGUAUCAUCGAUGGUGCAAAAGACGGUAGAGGUAGAGGUAAGCAAGUCAUUGCCGUGGCAAGAACCUGUAACCUGCUAUUUAUUAUUUUGGAUGUUAACAAGCCCUUACAUCAUAAGCAAAUCAUCGAGAAGGAACUGGAAGGUGUGGGGAUCCGUCUGAACAAGACUCCGCCUGACAUCUUGAUCAAGAAAAAGGAAAAAGGUGGUAUUUCCAUCACGAACACAGUUCCCAUGACACAUUUGGGAAACGACGAAAUUAGAGCUGUCAUGGGCGAAUACAGAAUAAAUAGUGCCGAGAUUGCCUUCAGAUGCGAUGCCACCGUGGAUGACUUGAUCGACGUUCUGGAAGCUUCGUCAAGAAGGUACAUGCCUGCAGUCUAUGCUUUAAACAAGAUAGAUUCCUUAUCAUUAGAAGAAUUGGAGUUACUUUACAGAAUCCCCAACGCGGUGCCCAUCUCAUCCGGUCAAGAUUGGAACUUGGAUGAAUUGUUGCAAGUGAUGUGGGAUAGAUUAAAUCUAGUCCGUAUUUACACCAAACCAAAGGGCCAAAUACCCGAUUUCUCCGACCCUGUUGUUCUGAGGUCGGACCGUUGUAGUGUCAAAGAUUUCUGUAACCAAAUUCACAAAUCUUUGGUGGAUGAUUUCAGAAACGCUUUGGUUUACGGCAGCAGUGUCAAGCAUCAACCUCAAUACGUGGGGUUGAACCACGUGUUAGAAGACGAAGAUGUUGUUACUAUCUUGAAGAAGUGA